Stegastes partitus (bicolor damselfish) is the source of this 1581-nucleotide messenger RNA. RefSeq names its product ankyrin repeat domain-containing protein 34B-like. The coding region runs from base 1 to 1581 and encodes 526 amino acids. Gene Ontology annotation, molecular function: protein binding. The record is from RefSeq and is a predicted model, not a curated record. Lineage: Eukaryota; Metazoa; Chordata; Actinopteri; Pomacentridae. The transcript has a single exon.
AUGGAGGGAGAAGGCUGUAAUCCCGGUGUAGCUAUAGAUUCAGGUAAUCCACUGCUGAGAGCAGUGUUCCUCCGUCGUCUGAGGCUCACCCGACUGCUCCUGGAGGGCGGCGCUUACAUCAACGAGAGCGACAGCCAAGGGCAGACGCCCCUCAUGGUGGCCUGCAGGACCCAGCACAUCGAUGCCCAGAGCGCCAGCCGGGUCAAGCUCAUUCAGUUUCUUCUGGAGAAAGGAGCAGACCCCAACAUCCAGGACAAAGAGGGUCGCUCUGCUCUGAUACAUGCCUGCCGGGAGCAGACCGAUCCAGAAGUGGUGUCUCUGCUCCUGGCCAACGGGGCGGACAUUAGCCUGGAGGACCAGACUGGGACAUCAGCGCUGGUCUAUGCAGUCAUGGCUGGAGACUGGAAAGUGCUGAAGCUGUUGCUCGACACAUGUAAGGCAAAGGGGAAAGAGGUGAUUAUCAUAACGACAGACAAAUUCCCUUGUGGGAAACUACAAGCCAAGCAGUAUCUCAGCAUGGGACCCCUCGGUUCUCUUGAUCAGAUGACAACCACUGCUCCUGCCUCCCCAUCUGAAAUCCAGCUCAUCACCUCCCCCCAGUGCACCUCCUCUUCCUUAUGCCCCCCAAAACCUGUCUUUUCCUUUAAAGAUGCACAGAUCUGCGGUGUAAGCUCCCAUCCAUGUUCCCCGUCCCGGCUUCGGGGGCUUGGCCAAGCAGCACUAAAUGGACUGCAGCAGCCUCUACUAAGGCUGAACUCUGAGCCCUGGUUAAAGAUCCCAGCAUCUCUGCUCACCCACCAAACUCAUGCAGCUCUGUCCUCAGAGAUGGGCCAAGACUUUACCCUGGCUGAUGAACACUCUUUUAGAGUUUGCAAACUAGAUGGAGACAACAGUACACACAGCUUCAACUGGUGUGAAGGAAAAUUUGCAAGAGAUAAAGGAGACGGAAAGAUUGAUUGUGCCAAACAUGUAGGGCAAAAGAUAUCCUUACCAGGUCUUCUAUCAUCCCACUCUGCCUCCCAUCCCAAUCUGCAUUCUGGAAACCUUAGUACAGAUUCAUCCACCUCCUCUUCCUCCCUUUCCGGUGGCAAAAACCUCAGCACACCCCUUCACAGCAUGGCCUCAUCCAGCCUUCAUAGCGUCAUCCAGAGACGCAAGUUAGGGACAGACAUCUACAGCUCUGACCCUCAGCUAGCUGUAGACAUUCAAACUCUCCCUGAAGAGCAAAGAGCCAGAGAUCCAACGGACGGCAAAAGGCUGGUGCCAAUACGCUGCUCCAGCAUGCUGGGCUCCAGGGAGUCACUGUCGGGCCCCAGCAAGAGACUCCUAUCUGGGUAUGAGCGCAGAGGGUCCGGUGCCUUUUUGUUGGACCACAACUCUCAGGCCAGGCCUCGAUCUUUGCCACCUCUAAUCAACACCCCCAUCCUUAACGGUUUUAACCUCAGCUCCGGCAGUGGAGGUAGUUUCUCUGAGAAACAUUUCAUGCCCUCUGCUCCUCCUGGGCAGCCCAAAGAGCUGACCAGAAGGAUGUUGCUGAGGAGACACUCGAUGCAAACCGAACAGUUCAAAAGCACAGCUUGA